ACACGACGCCUGGGGCGAUGGACCCGUUUACAGAGAAACUGCUUGAACGAACCCGUGCCAGAAGAGAGAAUCUUCAGAGAAAAAUGGCUGAGCGGCCCAUAGCAGCACCGAGGUCUGUGGCACAUGCAAAGCGAGUCAGAGAGCCACUGUCAGAAGCAAGUAACCAGCAGCCCGUGUCUGGUGGUGAAGAGAAAUCUUGUACAAAACCAUCACCAUCAAAAAAACAUUGUUCUGACAAAACUGAAGUAGAAGUUUCUGACUUGGAAAACAAACAACCAGUUGAGAUGACUACUACUGCAAAAUUGCGUUCUCCAAGCCCUGUGUCUCCUUGGGAGCAGCCACCAGCACCAGCUGCUGUUAGUGAUUCUGUGGCUGCACCAGCAUCCCUGCCGGAUGAGGGAAGAGGACUGACCUCAAGGCGGGAAGCAACUGCAGGCUCCUCAGUUAAAACACGUAUGCAAAGGCUUGCAGAGCAGCGGCGCCAUUGGGAUGAUGAUGCAGCAGAUGAUGUACUUGAAAACUCCCACUUCUCACCAAUGCCAUCUGAGGAGAAGGCUGCCUCCCCUCCUAAGCCACCCCUUUCAGAGGCCUCAGCUACCCCGAUUGGGAGGAGGGGGCGUCUCGCCAACCUUGCUGCAACUAUUUGCUCCUGGGAAGAUGAUGUAAGUUACUCAUCUGCAAAGCAAAACAGUGCACCAGAACAGCCUGGUACCACUUGUUUAUCCAAAUUUUCCUCUGCAAGUGGAGCAUCUGCUAGGAUCAAUAGCAGCAGUGUUAAGCAGGAAGCUACAUGCUGUUCCCAAAGGGAUGGUGAGGCCUCUUUGAAUAAAGCCCCCUCCGUGAGCGCUGCUGAUGAGUCCCGUUCUGUGAAAGCUACUUCUUCCCCAGUGAAAUCUUCUACAUCCAUCACCAGUACUAAAAAUUCUGAGCCACUUCAAAAAACUCCUGUUAGUCCUCUGAAAACAGAGGUAUCAAAACCAGUUGUGAAGUCGGCUUUAUCCCAGACAGUUCGGUCCAAAGAAGUAAACAGAGAAAUUUGUCUGCAGUCUCAAUCCAAAGACAAAUCUCCAACACCAGGAGGAAAAGGAAUUAAGCCUUUCCUGGAACGCUUUGGAGAGCGUUGUCAAGAACACAGCAAAGAAAGCCCAGCUCAUAGCACACCCCAUAGGACUCCCAUUAUCACUCCCAAUACAAAGGCCAUCCAAGAAAGAUUAUUCAAGCAAAACGCAUGUUCCUCUGCUACCCAUUUAGCACAACAACAGCUCAAGCAGGAACGUGAAAAAGAACUAGCAUGCCUUCGUGGCCGAUUUGACAAGGGCAAUUUAUGGAGUGCCGAAAAAGACAAGAACUCAAGAAGCAAACAACUAGAAACCAAUCAGGAAGUUCACUGUCAGAACACUCCCUUCAAGAAACAUCAAGUUGUUUCAAAUACCCAGUCACUUUCAGUAACUGACAAGGCAACAAAAAAUCAGACACCAGCAAAACCUUCUAAUAUAGAACCUACAGGUCUCACUGAAUGCAAAAUGACAAAGUCUAGUCCUUUGAGAAUAACACUGUUUUUAGAAGAGGAAAAGCCCUUAAAAGUAACAUCAGACCCAAAGGCUGAGCAGCAGACGGAAGUGGUACGUGAAAUUGAGAUGAGUGUGGAUGAUGAUGACAUGAAUAGUUCGAAAGUUAUUAAUGACAUCUUCAGUGAUGUCCUAGAGGAAGGGGAACUAGACAUGGAGCAGAUCCAAGAGGACAUGGAUCGAGCAGCAACAGAAAACAGUGAUGAGCAAGAAGAUGCACUGAAUAUCUCCUCAAUGUCUUUACUUGCUCCAUUAGCACAGACAGUUGGUGUGGUAGAUCCAGAGAGUUUAAUUUCCUCAAAGCUGCAAUUGAAAGACAGUAGCAUAAGUGAUGAAAGUCCCAAACCAGGAAAAUUCCAGAGAACCCGUGUGCCUCGAGCUGCAUCUGGCGAUAGUAUUAGCUCUGAGGAUCGUGAUCUCCUUUAUAGCAUUGAUGCAUAUAGGUCUCAAAGGUUCAAAGAAACAGAACGUCCUUCAAUAAAACAAGUGAUUGUUCGGAAAGAAGAUGUUACUUCAAAACUGGAUGAAAAAAAGAAUGCCUUUCCUUGUCAGGUUAAUAUCAAACAGAAAAUGCAGGAGCUCAAUAAUGAAAUAAAUUUGCAGCAAACAGUGAUCUACCAAGCUAGCCAGGCUCUUAACUGCUGUGUUGAUGAAGAACAUGGAAAAGGGUCCCUAGAAGAAGCUGAGGCAGAAAGACUUCUUCUGAUUGCAACUGAGAAGAGAACACUUUUGAUCGGUGAACUGAAUAAGCUGAAGAGCGAAGGGCCUCACAGGAAGAACAACUCUGGUCCCAUUUCCAAAAGUGAAUUUGUCCCAUCCAAAGGAUCAGUUACUUUGUCAGAAAUCCGCUUGCCUUUGAAAGCAGAUUUUGUCUGUAGUGUGGCUCAGAAACCAGAUGCAGCAAAUUACUAUUUCUUAAUUAUACUAAAAGCAGGAACUGAAAAUAUGGUAGCCACACCAUUAGCAAGUACUUCAAAUGCUCUUAAUGGCGAUGCUCUGACAUUCACCACUACCUUUACUCUGCAAGAUGUAUCCAAUGAUUUUGAAAUAAAUAUUGAAGUUUACAGCUUGGUACAAAAGAAAGAUUCCUUAGGCCCUGAUAAGAAGAAAAAAGCAUCCAAGUCAAAGGCUAUUACUCCAAAGAGACUCCUUACAUCUAUAACCACAAAAAGCAACCUUCAUUCUUCAGUUAUGGCCAGUCCAGGAGGCCUCAAUGCUGUGCGUACCAGCAACUUUGCCCUUGUUGGAUCCUACACACUGACAUUGUCCGCAGUAGGAAACACUAAGUUUGCUCUGGACAAGGUGCCCUUUUUAUCUCCUUUGGAAGGUCAUAUUUACUUAAAAAUAAACUGUCAAGUGAAUUCAAGUGUUGAAGAAAAAGGUUUUCUAACGAUAUUUGAAGAUGUAAGUGGUUUUGGUGCCUGGCAUCGAAGGUGGUGUGUUCUGUCUGGAAACUGUAUCUCUUACUGGACUUACCCGGAUGAUGAGAGGCGAAAGAAUCCCAUAGGAAGGAUAAAUCUGGCCAAUUGCAUCAGUCGUCAGAUAGACCCAGCCAACAGAGAAUUUUGUGCAAGACGCAACACUUUUGAACUGAUUACUGUUCGACCACAAAGAGAAGAUGACCGGGAGACUCUUGUCAGCCAGUGCAGGGACACACUCUGUGUCACCAAGAACUGGCUAUCUGCAGAUACUAAAGAAGAACGGGAUCUCUGGAUGCAAAAACUCAAUCAGGUUCUUAUUGAUAUUCGCCUCUGGCAACCUGAUGCUUGCUACCAACCUAUUGGAAAGCCUUAG
Messenger RNA from Castor canadensis (American beaver), 3362 nucleotides. RefSeq names its product anillin, actin binding protein (gene Anln). Gene Ontology annotation, biological process: mitotic cytokinesis; septin ring organization; actomyosin contractile ring assembly. The record is from RefSeq and is a predicted model, not a curated record. NCBI's taxonomy places the organism in Eukaryota, Metazoa, Chordata, Mammalia, Rodentia, Castoridae. Gene Ontology annotation, cellular component: actomyosin contractile ring.